AUGUUUUCUACCAAAAAACCCAAGUUCAAGCUAGACUUCAACAUCAAGGAGCUCUCGAACAUCCCUCAUACGACUGGAUACUGCUAUGUUGAUGUUUUUGUCCAGGACGCUCACGGAGGAUUCCGAGCAGCAUUGUCUCUGUGGAAACCAGUCAAGGAUGACUCCAAUGACACUGAGUCCAAACUGUCUACAUCGGGACACGUUCAUGUAAGGACAUCAAAAAGGAAAAUCCACAACUUCCGCUGCCUGUUCAACUACAAUGUCUCGUGCAAUUUGCGUUUUCCUUACAAGAAGAAGGAUAACAUGAUAGGCAACAAGUACUUGUUGCUCAAGGUGUACUAUAUGGGCGAGAAGUCGUCCAAGUUUGAAGGCAACCAGGAGCUCGGGCGAGUGGAGCUCAAUUUGGCUGAAUACCUUAAUUUUUCCGGUCCCGUCACCGCCAAGUACUUGCUUCAGGAUUCCAAGGUCAACUCGAUUUUGAGCUUCAGCGUGGGACUUUCGGAACUCCCGUCGGACUUUGAGUUCCUGACCCAGCUUCAAAUCGACGACUCUAACCACCAUUCCACUCAGGCUUCUUCCUCCCAACUGCAGAAAAACGACUCCAGCUUCAAUGUGCCGCUGUUCCUGAAAAAGGCAGUUCUAGGCGGUUUGGACGGUGUGAUCAACUCACAGAGCGCAGAGGAAAGCCACAGGACGUCUGGUGAGGAGAAUGAGUCGAAAAAGGAGCCAAAGGAGCAGAAGGAGCCGCAAAACGAACAGAAGGAAACUCCACCCAGACAAACCUACGACAAUAUCAUCAUGGACCCGAUCGUCAGCGGGCUCUACAGAAACGUGCUUGAAUCGGCGUGGGAUCCGGAAAUGCUUGAAUUGCUCAAAGUCCCUCCUGAAAAGGUCGUGGAGCACAUAUUUAAUACUGGACCGGACGAGGACUGGAGAGAAGGCUUGCCUGUUUACAAGGACCUCGGCAGGCUUCUCAGAAGCGACAAAAGCAGAGAAAGGGACUCCAGCGGGCUUGUGGGCGAGGAGCUGUACCGUGAAGAUUUGAAGAGCUGGUCGAUUUCGUGGGUCUAA
Messenger RNA from Candidozyma duobushaemuli, 1071 nucleotides. RefSeq lists its product as uncharacterized. The transcript has a single exon. The record is from RefSeq and is a predicted model, not a curated record. Bases 1 to 1071 code for a protein of 356 amino acids. Lineage: Eukaryota; Fungi; Ascomycota; Pichiomycetes; Serinales; Metschnikowiaceae.